GAUAUUUCUUGGAGUCCUUACCGACCCAGAUAAGUUUACUAUUCCAAAAAUUGGCACGUUAUUCCGCUGUUCUUUGAGGCUGAGAAAGUGAAGUCUCCAACAUUUCAAUCCAAAAUAGAAAGAGAUUCAUAUCAUCAUUCUCGUCUAUCAAUUCAGUAUCUCUUUACUCCAAUGGUGUUAAGGGUGUUCAAAUUCAUCUCUAUGUAGUAUGUGGAUGUCUUGAAACUUGAAAGACUCUGAACGGAUAUAAAAUACUGCUUUGCUUUGAUCAGGUUCAAAUAACAGAAGUACGGGCAGCGGAGAAAGAUCCCUUCUUGACAGCGGUGAGAAAAGAAAAGUACAUAAAAAAAAAUACGGGUGGCUUUGAAAAAUGAGAAGGAGGGAGGCAGAGGAAAAAGACGUAUGGAGGAGCUUGGAAUGGUCUGGACGUCACGCUUCGUCUAACCUCUCUGUGCCUUUGAAAGAAAUCUAUUUGCUUCGAACGCCGGACCUGCGAUUUCAUGGCUGACAGUUUACUGGUGACUUGAUUGUAUCUGACGGGUAUGGGAGGUUGAAAUUACGUAAAUACCCUUAUUCAUUGCCUAUGGUUUGUGUUUUACCGGGUUAAUUAUGGAACUUCAAUCUACCUGCCAUCAGUACCUUCGAGCCCUGCGACAUUUUCCUCUUCCCAGACGGUUAUCCUACUCGUCGAGCUCAGGCCUUGGAAAGGAGGGCCCUGUCAGUUUUUGCCAAAACAAGCAAAGCCGUCCCUGCUUGGUUUCUCGCUCCCGACAGAAAGUUACUGAAGUCUGCAGCUACUCUCCUCUCACUCACUCUCUCUCAGUCGGUUGCGUCGCCUUGUUUCGUCACCUGCAAUUGCCGUCGCACAAAAGUCCUUCGGAACACGUAUUAGUGGAUCGACCCCCGGGGAGGGGGGGGGGGUGUUUGGAGCUAACGAAGAUGGAUGCAAUUAGCUUUGGCACAGAAGGAAACACCAUUCGAUCUUCUCGAAUUUCAGACUUGGGAACAUUUGAGCAGUCUCUUGGAUUUCGCAUAGAGGAUGCUGCUGACCUAAUCCCUGUAUAUUACCAGAUGAAGUCGAAUAGCCAGGCACUGGGUACAGAUAUUCAGUUUGCCACAUUAAAUAAGACAUUACAACUACAGACAGAACCACAAGCAAAUCUGGUUUCUACAUUUGGCGGCCAUCGUGAAAACUGGGGGGAGUCCACUAUGGCAGAAGCAAGCCCAAGGACUGAUACCUCAACAGAUGACACGGAUGAAAAGAAUCAUGGGCAUGAAAGGGGUCAAUUGACUGCUGUUGUAGUUUCUGAUUCCAGUGACAAAUCGAAAGAGAAAUCAGGGGAUCAGAAGAAAAUCUUACAGACACUACGCCGGCUUGCUCAAAAUCGUGAAGCUGCCAGAAAGAGCCGAUUAAGGAAAAAAGCAUAUGUACAGCAGCUUGAGAGUAGCCGGCUCAAGCUAACUCAACUAGAGCAAGAGCUGCAGCGAGCCCGCCAGCAGGGCAUAUUUAUUUCAAGCUCUGGAGACCAAUCCCAUUCGAUGAGUGGAAAUGGUGCCUUGGCAUUUGACGUGGAGUAUGCACGGUGGCUGGAAGAGCACAACAAGCAGAUAAAUGAGCUGAGGGCUGCAGUCAAUUCGCAUGCUGCUGAUGCUGAGCUUCGCACCAUUGUUGACAAUGUUACGGCACACUUUGAUGAUAUUUUUAGGCUGAAAGGCAUUGCGGGGAAAGCGGAUGUUUUCCACAUCUUGUCAGGAAUGUGGCAGACACCAGCGGAACGAUGUUUUAUGUGGAUUGGUGGCUUCCGAUCAUCUGAACUACUCAAGCUUCUUGUGAAUCAGUUGGAGCCGCUAACUGAGCAACAAUUGGUGGGCAUCUACAACUUGCAGCAGUCAUCCCAGCAGGCUGAAGAUGCUCUCUCACAGGGCAUGGAGGCAUUGCAGCAAUCCCUGGCCGAGACAUUGGCCAAUGGGUCACCAAGCCCAUCAGGAUCAUCUGGGAAUGUGGCGAACUAUAUGGGUCAAAUGGCCAUGGCAAUGGGAAAGCUUGGAACUCUUGAAGGGUUCCUUCGGCAGGCUGAUAAUCUGCGUCAACAAACACUCCAACAAAUGCACCGGAUAUUGACGACCAGGCAAUCAGCCCGAGCUCUUCUUGCAAAAAAUGACUACUUCUCUCGUCUACGAGCACUCAGUUCUCUCUGGCUUGCCCGGCCACGAGAAUGAGAAGCUCAGAAAUCCUCAAUGAAGAUGUUAUCCCGAAGGCAGCCCCCCCCCCCCCCAUCCUUGCGAAUUAAAGCUUCAAGUUUGUAAAGGGUCAGGCAUAUGAUUCACCAUUAAGUCAACUACAGCUGUUAUUAAAUUUCAAAUUCCUUUCGGGACCUGGAUGUGGUGCCGGAAGGUCACAUUUGUGAUAUAAGCCUCCAUCUGUAGUUCUAGUGUAGGUGGGGGUCACGUUUGUUUGUUGUUGAUAUUGUCUCCAUCUGUAGUUCUAGUGUCACAUAUGUUCGCCUAGGUAUAUUGUUCUUACUCAUUAUGCUCAAAACUAUGGUGAUAAUCUUAUUAUGUUAGAUGUUAAAUAGAACCAAUGAGAAAAAUAGCACAGUAGUUGUAAUGUAAUCUAGGUUACACUCCAAUUUGUAUACCAGAAUUUAUUUAUAUAUUAUCGGUGCAGGAAUUCUGUUUUGGUUGUUUGGGAA
Juglans microcarpa x Juglans regia is the source of this 2693-nucleotide messenger RNA. Its product is annotated as transcription factor HBP-1b(c38)-like. Gene Ontology annotation, biological process: regulation of DNA-templated transcription; DNA-templated transcription. Bases 610 to 2220 code for a protein of 536 amino acids. The record is from RefSeq and is a predicted model, not a curated record. NCBI's taxonomy places the organism in Eukaryota, Viridiplantae, Streptophyta, Magnoliopsida, Fagales, Juglandaceae. Gene Ontology annotation, molecular function: DNA-binding transcription factor activity; sequence-specific DNA binding. The transcript is spliced from 14 exons.